AUGGCAUCUUUGCAUGCUGGGACUGCCCGCUCUAUUCUAAUUGGAAAGCAAAAGGAUCAAGUACAUGCCCACUCUAAGCUUAUUCACCAUGGCAAGACCUCUUCCAACGGCUCUGAUAUCUCAGAGACGGAGCUCCCCGCCCCUCCGCUCCCAGCCUACAUUGUAGACGAGGCAUCCUCCUCAUCCUCGCAUCCUCCCUCUCUGAGAUCCUCUUGGGGACCAGAGUCGGUUGGAACACCCGAUACCAACACCCCCGCUCCAGCUUCCGUGUCUGGAUCUGCUGCGACAAAACCCCACGAUCUCAUCGUUCCCGGUGCUCGUCUGCCAUUAUCUUUCAGUAACUGCGGGUCUUCCAAUGCCUCUGAAGCUGGUCGCCCUUCGACGCCGUCGGCCGAUAGCGACAUCACUCCUGUCCAGCAGCCUUUUGCUCGUCAGCAUGAUGAUGCUGCUCACGAGUUCAAGAAUAAUGGCGCAGAUGCUGCCAAGCCCAAGGUCGAUGUCUCUGCUGAAGAUGAUGUCGAUCAGGCUGUCCUGAUGAAGCGUGGCAGGAGAAAGGUUACUACCCAGAAAUAUGUUCUUACAGCUGGUCUGAUCGCUGUCAAAUAUUACUACAUCUAUCUGCCCUUCAUCUCGUUUCCUCUCGUCCUCAAUUGCGCCAUGAUUGCCUCGAUCGCCUUUUUCAGCUUAGCCCACUAUAUCCGCCCCGAGAAGCAGAUCAAGCCCGAAACCCCUGAGAACCUCGUCUACGUUAUUCCUUGCUACAACGAAACCUACGAGGAGUGCACUCGAUCUCUCGACUCCCUCGUUAACCAGACUGGUCUUGAGGGACAUAAGAAAGGUAUCAUGGUUAUUUGUGAUGGCCGUGUUCGAGGCCCUGGAAUGUCCAAGACCACUGGUGAUUACCUCAACGAGGAUAUCUUCAAGCACCAAACGCAGAGGAAGAAGAUUCGUGGCGCUUACACUGCAUGGGAUGGCCAACAGAUGGAUAUAGAGAUCAGUAAAGGGUUCUACAAGGGUACCCCUUUCUACUGUAUCGUCAAGGACCAAAACCAGGGCAAGCGUGACAGCCUCAUUGUCAUUCGAUCAUUUCUCUACAAGUUCAAUACCCGCGCUCAGAACCCAGAGUCUAUUUUCUCUCGCGACUUCCUGGAUUCUAUGACCAGCUGGCUUGAGGAUGAGGUCAAGAUGGAAAACGUUGACCACCUUGUCGGUAUGGAUGCCGAUACGGUCUUUGAGGACCAGUGCAUUAGCGAACUUCUCAAGGAGUCUUACUACCCCAACACUGUUGGCGUCUGUGGCUAUGUGGCAGUCGACUACAAGGACAGUAACUGGAACCUCUGGUCCCUGUACCAAUCAGCCGAAUAUACUAUAGCCCAGGGCCUCCGUCGUCUCCAUCAAUCUAUCGCCACUAAGAAGGUCUCUUGUCUACCCGGUUGCUGCCAGCUUCUCAAGAUCUGCGACGAAACUUGUGGCGACCUCGUUCUCGUCGACCUCUUCGGUUACUUCCCUAAGCACAUGGACGGUAUGAUCAAGCGUAUCAGGGCUACUGCUUCAGAGGACCGCAAUCACAUCUGUCAGCUACUUGUCACCUUCCCUCAUGCUCAGACUCGCCAAGCUCUCUUUGCUCGUGCUUAUACAGACGUCCCUCACUCAUGGAACGUUUUCUUGUCUCAGCGCCGUCGCUGGACUCUUGGUGCGACCAGCAACGAUCUGCUUCUCUUCACUGCCUGGAACACUCAGUGGUGGGAGCGUAUUGUCGCCUUCUCCAAUGUCUUGACUUGGUCUUUGAACAUCUUUGUCAUUGCAUCAAUCGGUUGUAUGAUUGUCGCCUUUAUGAGCCAACCUGUGUGGCUCAUUAUGUGUUUCGCUGGUGUCAUGAUUAUUCCUCUGCUUUACUAUAUUAUUAUGGUUACUUGGCUGCCUCGAAACCUUGUCGAACGGGGACAAUUCCUGUUGGGCUUGGCUAUCUUCGUCUUCCUUGGACCCUUCCUCAACAUUGCUGUUAUGAUCUAUGCCGUCACUAACAUGGACAACUUUGGCUGGGGAAAGACAAGAAAGGUAGUCACUGAUGAUUCAGAGGAGACAUCUCAUAAUGAGGGUGUUGUUUCAAGAGAUAACAGUUCGGUUGAGGUUAAAGAGAAGGCCACUGCUGCAGCAGUUUAA
This is a messenger RNA of Fusarium graminearum PH-1, 2163 nucleotides long. RefSeq lists its product as uncharacterized. Bases 1 to 2163 code for a protein of 720 amino acids. The transcript is spliced from 3 exons. Gene Ontology annotation, cellular component: cell periphery; cell septum. The record is from RefSeq and is a predicted model, not a curated record. Lineage: Eukaryota; Fungi; Ascomycota; Sordariomycetes; Hypocreales; Nectriaceae. Gene Ontology annotation, molecular function: chitin synthase activity.